UACAACUCCCAGAAUUGCUGGUGAGCAUGUUGAACACUGUACUCCCAUCAAGGAAGGCUCCCCGUUGGAGGCGGCUGGUGUUUCUAUCUCCUAUUUCCUCUUGAAGGGAAUGGCACUUGCCUUCUCUUUCAGACUUCUCUGCCAACAUGGGGAGUAAGACUUUGCCUGCCCCAGUACCCAUCCACCCUUCCCUGCAGCUUACCAAUUACUCCUUUCUCCAAGCCUUCAAUGGCCUGCCUGCAGUGCCUUCGGACCACCUGCCCAACCUCUAUGGUUUCAGUGCCCUCCAUGCUGUUCACCUUCACCAAUGGACUUUGGGCUAUCCUGCCAUGCAUUUGCCCCGCUCAUCUUUCUCCAAAGUGCCUGGUGUGACCAGCCUAAUGGAUGCCAGAUUCCAGUUGCCUGCCUUCCCAUUGUUCCCACACGUCAUCCAUCCCAAGCAUGAAGCGGCAAAUGUGCCACUCAAAGCCAAGCCUAGAUUUGAUUUUGCAAACCUUGCUGUGGCUGCCACCCAAGAAGAUCAUUCAAAACUGGGACAGAUAGACAACCAAGGCUCUUCUGCAGGCCUGGGCUCAUUGCUUGAAGUGACCAAACUUUCCCCUGAGAAGAAACCCACCCGUGGGAGGUUACCCUCCAAAACCAAGAAGGAGUUUGUGUGCAAAUUCUGUGGCAGACACUUCACCAAGUCAUACAACCUUUUGAUUCAUGAAAGAACCCAUACAGAUGAAAGGCCAUAUACCUGUGACAUUUGUCAUAAGGCCUUCAGAAGGCAAGAUCACCUGAGGGAUCACAGAUAUAUCCACUCAAAAGAAAAGCCUUUUAAGUGUCAAGAAUGUGGAAAAGGAUUUUGCCAGUCCAGGACUCUAGCUGUUCACAAGACACUGCACACACAAGUAAAGGAACUUAAACCUUCCAAAAUGAAAUGCUAAAGAUUCUAGCCCCCAUGAACUUCAUCUCUCCACUUCACUCUACAUUUUAGAUCAAAUUCUUGACAGAGACAAUGGGGAACACUGAACAUAAUUAAUUUAAUACUUAAAAAAAAAUCAAGAAAACCACAACCCAAUAUGCACAAAAAAUGCAGUCAGUCUUUCCAAAACCUGGGUACUUCCAAGUGUAAAUCCUGCAUGACUUCACUAAACUUUACGUCAAAAGGUGGUGCUCAAGGAUUGGAGAGGGAGCUUUGUCCUCAGCUUAAAUACAAACAACAAAUAGCUUUCUACCUCCCUAAUUAAGUUUAGUGACUUGUUUAAAAGUGUCUCCUUUAUAUCCUUUGGAAAAGAAAAUCUAGAAGAUCAUUAUCACUAACUCCACAUUUGGGCCACAGCUGACACGGGAGAGAAGAUCACUGAUAAACUGUGUUGAAAAGAGGAAACAGUCUGAGGAGAUUCAUGUCAUGAAGGAGGCCCUGCCAUCUUCUCCAGAUUUUAACACUUCUGUCUUUGGUGGACGGGGGUUGUGGGGAUCUCUUCUGCAUGCUCUGGUGAGCAUCCUGCAGUUUCUGUUUAUUUGUGGUCUGGUGCCUUAGGAGGUAGUUUGUAAUUUGAAAGAAAAAUUGGAAGGAAAACCAAGCAAACAAAAUCAGCCAACCAGCAAAAAACAACCAAGGUGACAAAAGGGAAACUUGAUAACAAUAAAUCAAAGUGACUGCUGUGCACAGUGUGGUCUCAGUGGUACUUUCAAGUUAGCAUGUGUCCAGAUGAGAGUGAACUGAGUUUUAUAAAAGGGGGGCAGGAGAGUUUGCUGACAAAUCUCAACAUGAGCAUUUUAUCUAGAAUCAUCUUUAUUUUUUUUUUCUAAGCAGUGUAAAAAGAAAAAAAAAAGGCGAGACAUUCCAAUAUGUUUUUGGUUUAAAGUUAUUGCUAUUUGGCACUUUAUGCUGAUUCUUGAUAAUGAACAUUUAUCACUGGAUUUAUUAUUUUUUUUAAGUAUUAAAAUAAAUUGGUAUUUUA
This is a messenger RNA of Python bivittatus (Burmese python), 1949 nucleotides long. The record is from RefSeq and is a predicted model, not a curated record. Lineage: Eukaryota; Metazoa; Chordata; Lepidosauria; Squamata; Pythonidae.